GCCUUGGCCGAAGGACUUCUUUCGAAUUUUUAUUUUCUGUGAUUUGUUCUGUGAAGGCAUUUUCUCUACCCUAAUCGCUACAACCAUCCCCCAAUAUUCUCAAAGAUCCCAGUUUUAAGCAUGUCGGUUCAGCUAUGUGACGAUCCAUUUAAGACUAUAAGUGAAAUAGACCAUUGUGAUCUAUUUCCUCGGAAAUAUGGUUUCCACCUCGCGUGUCUCUGCGAAGAUUGUGUUCCAAAACUAAGAGAGCUCGCUGCUUUUGAGGAAGAGAUAAAAAACAAGCGGAAGCUUGUCAGUGCAUUUAUAUACCGAAUGAAUUGGUCACAAGAUCGUUGUAUGUUUCUGUCCACCGCCGUUGAGCGCACGAAAAAGACGCUGGAUUUACUUCUCAAUAACCUCUCAACAGUAUCUAAGAAGUCUGGAAUCUCACUUACGCUUAAACCAAGUGCUUCUGUAGCCAAACUGGAACAAACUGAUUUGGUAAUAGCUAGAUUGCUAGUACAGCAUGGCCUGAUGAAUGACUUUGAGAAUGAAAAUGCAAUUGAGAGUUGUGAAGAAGAAGAAGAAGAAGAAGAUGAGGAUGAUGAUGAUGAUGAAGGGGAGGAUGAGGAAGAGGAGGAAACUGAUGAGGUUCUUCCUAUUGGGUCUAACAUCAGUUCUCUGCUAUUUUAUUACGGGCAAACUAAGGUUAAAGAUGUUGCUCAUAGCCUACUUGAGAAGAUUGAUAAUCUAGAUAAAGAACUCUGGGAGGCUAAGAAAUCUGCUGUAGCAGAAAAUAAACCAAUGGAUCCCUUGGUUCCCAUGAAGUGCAUUGAAGAACAAAUUAGGCAUAUAAAGAUGUUGCCGGUUGAGGAAUUGCACGAUGAAGUUAAAGAGCUGGUUGUUGAACUUACCGACAGGCAUGAGAAAGUGGGGAGGGCUCUCACAGCAUUGGAUGACAUCUCCACUACUUGCCGUGCUAUGAUUAAAAUAAGGAAUGAGUUCUUGUUAAAAUAUAAUACGUGUGAUAUUUCAUCCUUGACAAGCAGAAAUGGAAAUAAACACAGUUUGAGUGGGUUAGGAGAAACCCUUGAUUCACUACUGACCCAGGUUAAAUUGUUCAAAGAUCAUUGGGAGACAGACUAUGCCCCUUUCUUUACUCCAUAUGAUCGGUUGGACCCUAAAAGACAACGGACUGCAUAAAUUUUGUGGAUAGCUUUUCCUCGGAUUACCCGAUGUCGAAGUUAGAUAUUUGAUAUUUUUGUAGGGGUAUUGUAUUUUUUGAAACCACCACGCCGGCUGACCUAAAGUUUGCCUUGGGAACCCUUAAAAGUUCGAUGCCUGAUAAAUUAUCUUGAUGCCAGGGAUUACAUUUUGUACUUCUAAACUUAUAUUAUUAUAAAUACUGGUUUAAAGUUUGUGAUGUGGUUUCUAAUAUGCUAAAAGGUGUAAGAAGCAUUCACUGAAUAAUGCUGUUUGUAGUUGUGGUUAUUGAUAUGCAUUAUAUUUGGGGCUAUUUAUAUCUAAUGCUCUAUGUCAUGUAUUUGAUAUCCUUUCUGGCUCAGCGUAG
Molecule: messenger RNA, 1549 nt
Organism: Cuscuta epithymum
Lineage: Eukaryota; Viridiplantae; Streptophyta; Magnoliopsida; Solanales; Convolvulaceae
Source: the annotation of a GenBank genome assembly